This is a messenger RNA of Fusarium graminearum PH-1, 2835 nucleotides long. RefSeq lists its product as uncharacterized. Gene Ontology annotation, cellular component: nucleus; cytoplasm. Lineage: Eukaryota; Fungi; Ascomycota; Sordariomycetes; Hypocreales; Nectriaceae. The record is from RefSeq and is a predicted model, not a curated record. Bases 1 to 2835 code for a protein of 944 amino acids. The transcript is spliced from 2 exons. Gene Ontology annotation, molecular function: ubiquitin binding.
AUGUCCGAAGCGACUUCACGGACAUCCGCCUCGCGCGGCAGAGGCUCUGGCCGCGGUGGUAGAGGAGGUUUCGCCGGUCGCGGCGGCCGACGAACCAAUGGCGACAAGCCCGAUCACAGCACUGCUGAUUCCCAGGGUGCAUUCGAAGACGAAGGCGAUUUUGGCGAGCUUCGAAAGCAAUAUGGCAACAAGACUUCGGUGAUCCGCGAGAUGUUCCCCGACUGGUCUGAGGCCGAUGUACUUUUUGCUCUCCAGGAGACUGACGGCGACGAGAACGAAGCCGUCACACGCAUCGCUGAGGGUACUAUUUCGCAAUGGGGUGAAGUUUCAAAGCCCAAGAAGGCCUCUCGAGCUAAGGCUAAGGACCAAGCUCCUACUCCUUCGAACGACGCGACGUCCGCUGGGCCCCGGGCUGCUCGCGGUGGCCGAGGUGCAUCUGAAGGAGGUCGAGGCAGAGGCCGAGCAACUGAACGAGGAGGUCGUAGCACACGUGGCCGACCUGCCGCUGCUCCUACCAACGGCGCUGGACCUAAGGAGAACGCUGCCUUAUCUAUUCCCACAGAGGAGUCAUCUGCCUGGGGCACUAAGGAUCCCAAGGUGGGCACCUCAGAGGAAAAGGAACCCGUUGCUGAACAACCUGCCCCCUCCGCGACUGAGGCACCCAAGCCUGCUGCUCCUGCAGUCAAGACCUGGGCAAGCAUGUUGCGACAGUCUGCUCCUCCCAAGCCUGCGCCCAAGCCUAAGGAAGCUCCUGCUGCUCCUCAGCCAGCUGAUGAGCCAGCUGAACUUGAGUCUCCCCCCGAACCUCUCGAACCCGAGCCCGAGGCUGUGCCCGAGCCUGAGCCCGAAACCGCCCCUACCCCCACCGACGAAACUGACGAGACCACACCCGUUGCCGAUACCACCACUCCCGCCGAAGUUCCUCAAGUCAGUGUAGAGCCUGAGGUUGCUCUUCCUCCCUCUAAGGAUGAGCUCACCGAAUCAAAUCUUGAACAGGUUGUUGACGAAUCCCAACCGCCUCCAGAAGGCACUGUCGCAAGCACCGCUGCUGACUCUUGGGAUCCUCGACAGAACCCUGCCAGUGUUAAUGCUACACCCAUCUCGGCUGCCCAGCAGCAGCAUCAAGCCCCUCCCAGCGGAUUCGCCGCAACUGCCGCCAAGGCUACUGCUGAGCGAACUACCCGUGUUCCUAGCCACCACCACCAGCGCCGUGUCCUCGAUCAGGAGGAAGCUGUUCGUAUGCCUGGAAACCGUGAGGUUGACCGUGCUGCCGUUCAGUUCGGAGCUUUCAGCUUGAACGGAGAUGAAGACAUUGAUGGUGAGCGAGAGGAGCCUGAGACUCGAGCCCAGCCCCCAGCCGACUCACCUGUCACUCAUCCUCGCACCUCGCUUCCUCCUACCACCCAAGCUGGCGUUCCCGACUCAUUUGCUCAAAAGCCUGCUCCUGCGGUUGCUCCGAUUGCGGCCCCUACUGGUAUGACCUUAUCUUUGAAUUCGCCGUUUUGCUUGAUUGCUGACCGUACCACAGUUCCUGCUGCUCAGUCCCAGGCUCAGGCUCAGGCUCAGGCUCAGGCUCAGAUCCCUGGCCAAGCUCCCGCUUCAAGCGCUCAACAAUAUGGCCGCUUCGGUCAAGCUGGUGCCCAGGACCCCAUGGCAGCCCAGAAGCCUUUGGAUCCUUUCAACCAGCAGAGCACUCCCUCUUCUCAACCCCCCUUCGACAAUUUCUCUUCCCAAACCUCUCAGGCACAGCAACCUGGCGCCGCUUUCAGCUCUGCACCUAACGACUAUGCUUCCUACUACACCGCGAACCAACCCGACCGAAACCCCUACAACUACUACGGCCAGCAAUUUGGCCAGCAAGGAGGACAGGGCCAGGAGGCCACUGCUUCUCAGCGACAGUAUGGCGGCUAUGGAGCUUCUCAGGCGGAUAAUCUUAGCCAGUAUCCCCAGAGUGGUCUGCACAACCAGCCACGAUUUGGUGGAAGUGCUGUGGAUGCCCAGAACAGCGGCAACAGCACUCCCAACCCUACUACCCAGGCUCAACAGCAACAGGCCCAACAGCCUGCUCAGCAACAGCAGCAGCCUGCUCAGGGAUCUCAGCCCCAGUCCCACGGCCAGCAGUAUCCCGGUUAUAACCAUCCCUACUACAGCAAUCCCUACUACCACCAAUAUUACUCUGGAUAUGGUCAGGGAGGAUUCGGUCCAUAUGGGAAGGGCGGUAUGUACGGCCAGCCCUACCAAAUGUCUCCCAAUGCGCCUUAUGAUCACAGCUCAUCUCCCGCUGGAUUCGGUCAGUCUUCUCUCCACCGUGACAGCGGUCUGGGAGCAUCUGGCCUGGGUGACUACGGCCGUGUUGCUACUAGCCAGGCUGCCAGCCAGCCUGGCCUUGGUGCUAGCUCUUUCGGCAGUGUCCACGACUCCUUUGCCCGCGGUGCCACUUCGUUCCAGACUCAAGGCCAGUCGUUCAACAGCCCUGGUCAGCCUGGCAACGCUGUCGCUGAUGACCUGAAGCCUCCCUUUGGCGAUUCAAAGGCUGGAUCUGGUCCUUCGCCUUCCCUCGGCGGAGCUCGCCCUGGAUCAGCUACCAAUGCCCCUGCUGCCCAGAGCGGUCUCCCACCGCCUCAGAACGUCGGUGGCUACGGCGGCUACCCUAGCCACCUCCAGGGCCACGGCCUUCACGGCAGCAACGCAUAUGGUAUGGGCGGCAAUGCCGGUGCCAACCAGCACGGAAACAGCCCUUAUGGUUCCUACAACCAGGGCUUCGGUAGCGGUUACUAUGGCAGUAGCCAGCAACAGCAACAGCAACAGCGCGGCUGGGGAAACAACUACCAGUAG